CUGGGAGGAUGGCACAAACCGAGGUGACAACGGUCUCUAUGGGGGACCUAGUGGUGGUGAAGGCUACUGAUGAAGAGAAUGGUGAUGAUGAGGACAGCAACACACAGGUCAUCCUCCAGCUACAACCAAUCACAGCAGGUAUGGAUGAGUCAGGAGAGACAGACACAGCUGUGGAGGCACACCCAGAAGCCACAGUUGAUGGGGAGGAGGUAGAGCUGGGUUAUCCCAUCACAUGUGGAGAGUGUAAAGCUGUGCUGCUGGUCAAGAGGUUUGUCUGUCCUGGAAUAAACGUCAAAUGUGUCAAGUAUGAAGACCAACUGAUCAGUCCCAAGCAGUUUGUCCACAUGUCUGGGAAGGCUACACUGAAGGACUGGAAAAGAGCUAUCCGGAUGGGAGGGGUCAUGCUCAGGAAGAUGAUGGACUCGGGUCAGCUAGACUUUUAUGAACACAGCACUCUGUGCACCAACACGUGUCGUAGCACCAAGUUUGACCUGCUGAUCAACAACACACGCUUCCCCCCUGACGGCAGCGGACUCACCAUGCCCAUCUCCUCACAAGCCCAGGUGGUGAUAGGUAAUGGUGGCCAGGUUGCCAUGACAACAGAGGAGAGGUCAGAUGUUCUGACUGGAACAAUGGAGUGGAGUUCAGGGGCUGUAGCCAUGGAGACAGAGAAGAAGGAAACCAGUGAGAUAUCAGAAGAGACAUUGAACUUCUGGAAAGGCAUAGCUGACGUGGGCCUGAUGGGGGAGGUGGUAGACAACAUCAGGACAGAGCUGUUGGAGAUGCUGAGAGGAGUGCAGCUACGCAGCGAGCAGGCUGCUCUGCAGGACGCGGAUUCCUGUCUGGUAGAGGUGGCAGUGUUGAGUAACCUGGCCCAGGUGUUUGGCCUGCUGGACUCAGUCAAACACAUCCUGAAUGUAAGGAGAGAACAGACUGACCCUGGAGAGGAGCAGGUCAUUAGCACACUGACCAACCUGGAGCUGCAGCUGGAGGAACAGAGACGACAGCAGCACUUCAGAGCUCAGCUCUGCCACCCCCAGCCCGACAACAACAUCAGUCACACCCCAGGAGGCAAACCCACCAAGGCCAAACGACCUCGCUUGCAACGGCCAGCCUCCACCACCCUCCUCACCUCUUCCCUCUCCCAGCCACAGACAGCCACCCUGCAGCCCCAGCAGUUCACUGUACUUUCCCCCAUUUCAUUCUCUUCCAUGGGCCAGCCCUUCUCCCUGUCUGGCUUGUCUGGCCUGUCAGGCCUCCCCAUGGCCACGCUGGGUCAACAGAACAACACGGUGACCCUCCACACUUUACCCGCUGGCACCCAGACCUUCACCCAAUACAUCACCACCAUGGUUGGGGCCGACGGCAAGACAGAGACCUUGACCCUCCAACCAUCCCAAGGUCUGACGCUGGUGGGCACCACCCUCCAGGACCCAAGUCAGCUGGGAGGAACCAUGAUGAGUCCCUUGGAGCUGGUCCAACUCACCCAGGGAGGGGUGACUGUCAGUGGGGAGAUGAUGGUUGAGCAGCCCAUGGGCCAAGUUGUGGAGAGUGGGCCAAUGGUACUCCACCAGGAAGGGAUGAUACAGGAGGGAUUGGUGGAGGGACUAGAGGACAAGAGCCAUGCACAAACGACAGUGACCGAGAUUGACCCUGCUCUGGUUGACCAGACCAUGGGGGCGGUGAUGGAGCUACAGCUGGCCCAAGAAGGAAAGGCUGAGGUUGGGGAGGAGGGUUCCGCCAUGGUCGUCCAUGGUGGGAUGGAUGUGACCAUUGUCUCGGAGGAGGGGAAGGGAGGGGAGGGAAUGGUGGUUCAGGGGGAGGUUCUCGAAGCUGGGCAGCAGAGCCAGGUAGAAGGGGUAGAGCUGGAUGCUAACGGGCAGAUCUCAUGCCUAAGGAUAAUGGUGAUCGAGGAGGAGACUCGGGAAGAGGACCAGGCCAAAUGACCCAGCUCUGCUCUGCAGACAGAGACAAUACCCUCUCCUCUCCAUGUUGCCAUGUGAGACAGUAGGGAUGGACUAGCCUGGUUCCAGAUAUGUUUGUGCGGUCUUGCCAACUCUCUGUGACAAUGAUCAUAAGAUCUGGAAAAACAGCACAAACAGAGGGUGGACUCAUUGACAGAACAUAAAAGAGCAUGCAGGCAGACUUGUGGUGUGAGUAAGUGUUUGGAGUAUGCUAUUAACACAGAGAGAUGCCAAAGACCUUGCCUUCUUAGAGAAGCUGUGGUCCUUAGCAGCUAGGCCAGGGUGUCCAUUAUUUUCAUUGUUGUUUCGGUCAUUUUUAUCAAAAUGACAACACAGCCAGGCACGGUAUCUUAUGUUGUUUGUUUUGUAACACGUGUGUUACCCUUUUGGGGUGUGUGUGUGGGGGGUGGGGGGGGCGCUAGAGGUCUACUGUGGGAUGACAGCAACAGUUCUAAAACAAAGUCUGCUCUAUAUUUCUUUCAUUAAAUAGAAAGCAUACCACUCCUCCUCUGUGCAGCUUUUGGGAUUAAGUAUUUUCUGCAGUUUUUGUAAAACAAAACAAAGAUAAUAUGUUGAGCUCACUGUUGUCAGUUCUGUGAAUCGACACAUUGUAUUCUUCACUGGAAGCCUUUUCUUUUCAAGAUUUGCAUAAUUUUUCACAUGAUUGUCUGUAUGGCGAUAAAUGCAGUAGAUGUACAGUAUCAGUCAAAAGUUUGGACACACCUACUCAUUCAAAGGUUUUUCUUUAUUUUUACUAUUUUCUACAUAGUAGAAUAAUAGUGAAGACAUCAAAACUAUGAAAUAACACAUGGAAUCAUGUAGUAACCAAAAAAGUAUUAAACAAAUCAAAAUAUAUUUGAGAUUCUUCCAAGUAGCCACCCUUUGCCUUGAUGACAGCUUUACACACUCUUGACAUACUCUCAACCAGCUUCACCUGGAAUGCUUUUCCAAGGAGUUUCCACAUAUGCUGAGCACAUGCUGAGCACUUGUUGACUGCUUUUCCUUCACUCUGCGGUCCAACUCAUCCCAAACCAUCUCAAUUGGGUUGAGGUCGGGUGAUUGUGGAGGCCAGGUCAUCUGAUGCAGCCCUCCAUCACUCUCCUUCUUGAUCAAAUAGUCCUUACACAGCCUGGAGGUGUGUUGGGUCAUUGUCCUGUUAAAAAGAAAAUGAUAGUCCCACUAAGCUUAAACCAGAUGGGAUGGCGUACCGCUGCAGAAUGCUGUGGUAGCCAUGCUGGUUAAGUGCGCUUGAAUUCUAAAUAAAUCACUGACAGUGUCACCAGCAAAGCACCAUCACACCUCCAUGCUUCAUAGUGGGAACCACACAUGCAGAGAUCAUCUGUUGACCUACUGUGCUUCUCACAAAGACACGUCGAUUGGAACUAAAAAUCUAAAAUCUGGACUCAUCAAACCAAAGGACAGAUUUCCACUGGUGUAAUGUCAAUUGUUUGUGUUUCUUGGCCCAAGCAAGUCUCUUCUUAUUAUUUAGUAGUGGUUUCUUUGCAGCAAUUCAACCAUGAAGGGCUGAUUCACACAGUCUCCUCUGAACAGUUGAUGUUGAGAUGUGUCUGUUAUUUGAACCUAUCCUCUGCUGCAGAGGUAACUCUGGGUCUUGCCAUAAUAUGGACUUGUUAUUUUACCAAAAAAGGCUAUCUUCUGUAUACCACCCCUACUUUGUAACAAUACGACUGAUUGGCUCAGACACAUUAAGAAGGAAAGAAAUUCUACAAUUAACUUUUAACAAGGUACAUCUGUUAAUUGAAAUGCAUCAUUACCUCAUUACCUCAUGAAGUUGGUUGAGAGAAUGCCAAGAGUGUGCAAAGCUGUCAUCAAGGCAAAGGAUGGCUACUUUGAAGAAUUGUUAAACACUUUUUUGGUUAUUACAUGAUUCCAUAUGUGUUAUUUCAUAGUUUUGAUGUCUUCACUAUUAGUCUCCAAUGUAGAAAAUAGUUUUAAACAAUUAAGAAAAACCCUUGAAUGAGUAGGUGUGUCCACUGGUACUGUAUAUGCAAGUUCCAUAGAGAACAACACAUUUCUCUCCAUUGCAUUUUCUUUCUCUGUUUAUGAUUUUUAGUGUGUGGUUAUUUUGCCUCACAAGUUUAAUAGAUAUAAAUGGACCUAAAGUUAAAGUAUGACUAAGAUGGUUAUUUAUGUAAGUCAAAGUAGAAUAACAGGGACUCCAAUGUCAAGCUGAACAAAAUGCUGUUAACACUUUAGGAAGGGGUUAUACAUACGGCAUUCAUAACACCUUUAUGAAACCAUUCAUAACAAUUCACUAGCCUACGGAUAUUGUUGCACUCAUUUUGUCUAGGGGUCCUAGGCGUAGUUACAUGGUCUGUAACCUGAAUUAAUAUUUGCAUUUAUGUGAGAAAUCAGUGUUUGAGGCGGCAGGUAGCCUAGCUGUUGAAGGCGUUCGGACAGUAACAGAAUGGACGCCGGUUCAAAUCCCUGAGCCAACUAGGUGAAAAAUAUGCCGAUGUGCCCUUGAGCAAGGCACUUAACCAUAAUUGCUCCUGUAAGUUGCUUUGCAUAAGAGCGUCUGCUAAAAGACUAAAAUGUAAAGCGUGCAGUAUCAUUCAUAACAACCGUCAGAAUGUUUUACCCAAACCGCUGCCCAGCCUAGAACAAAACUAAAGUUCUUACUUUGUUUUCUUUACUCAUAAUAACAUGCAAGGUUCCAUGAUCCUGAUUGCUGUCAGACACAGAAGUGCAGUGUUGAGACAGAAAUGAAUACAU
This is a messenger RNA of Oncorhynchus kisutch (coho salmon), 4700 nucleotides long. RefSeq names its product glucocorticoid modulatory element-binding protein 1-like. Gene Ontology annotation, biological process: regulation of transcription by RNA polymerase II. The transcript is spliced from 9 exons. The coding region runs from base 9 to 1946 and encodes 645 amino acids. Lineage: Eukaryota; Metazoa; Chordata; Actinopteri; Salmoniformes; Salmonidae. Gene Ontology annotation, molecular function: RNA polymerase II cis-regulatory region sequence-specific DNA binding. Gene Ontology annotation, cellular component: nucleus. The record is from RefSeq and is a predicted model, not a curated record.